Ramularia collo-cygni is the source of this 1137-nucleotide messenger RNA. RefSeq lists its product as uncharacterized. Gene Ontology annotation, molecular function: transmembrane transporter activity. The record is from RefSeq and is a predicted model, not a curated record. Gene Ontology annotation, biological process: transmembrane transport. Lineage: Eukaryota; Fungi; Ascomycota; Dothideomycetes; Mycosphaerellales; Mycosphaerellaceae. The transcript has 3 exons. Bases 1 to 1137 code for a protein of 378 amino acids.
AUGACGCAUCAGGACAUCUUCACAUAUGGACUAUUGACACCUACCCUGCCGUUUGCCUUGCCCAAUCGUGCCCACGUUCCGGCAAAAGAUGUGCAAACAUACACAUCUGUCGUUUUAGCUCUCGCUCCUGCAACAAUUGUGGUUACCGCACCACUCGCUGGAUGGCUUUCAGACCGUGCUGCACGCCGACGGCCACUUUUCAUAUCAGCAGUCAUCAUCCAGGCCAUAGCAACCGGCCUCUUCACCGAUGGAAGAUCGCUUGCUCUCUGGCUUUCGGGCGCAGUGCUAGCGGGAAUAUCCUCGGCAGUGGUUUGGUCGAGCAGUCUCGCCAUGAUACUUGAUCGAAUUCCCAAAGAAAACAUCGCGGAGUCCUUGGGCUACACCAGCCUCAGCCUUGGUCUGGGGAUCUUCCUGGGACCAAUUCUCGGCGGAGUGUUAUGGGAACAUGCGGGUCCGUACGCCGCCUGGGGUUUGUGCUUUGGAUUUCUCGCCAUAGAUCUCGCACUGCGACUCCUGGCGAUUGAGGAACCGCGAAGUCGCGAGGAUUCUGUGAGACAUGAGGACGAGGAGAAAGCUUCGGUCCAGUUUCUACCCGCUUUGCGUCUGUUAUCAUCUCCAAGGCUGCUCUGGGGACUAUGGGCAACUAUCGUGCAGGGGAUCGCACUUAGCGCCUUCGAUGCAGCUCUUGUCAUCUUCGCGAGGAACACAUUCCACUGGAAUUCAACGGCAGCCGGGCUUCUAUAUAUACCAUUCGUACUCCCAAGUUUCCUCAGUCCCUGGGUCGGACAAUUCGCAGACCGGCAUGGCGGAAGGCUGCUUGCAACAUUUGGGUUCCUGCUCGCUACCGUGGUUCUGACCUGCCUGCGCUUCGUGGACCACAACAGCAUCUCUCAAAAAGUCUUACUGUGUGCUCUACUAUUUCUCGCAUCCCUGGCCAUGGGUUCGACACUUUCGGUCUUUAGUGCGGAGGCCGCCCAUGUUGUGUUUGAAUAUGAAGAGGAGCAUCCAGGGUCUUUCGUGGCAAGAGUGCCAUUGCACAGGCCGAGGGUUGCUGGUGGGCUGCCUAUUCUCUUGGGACCGCUGUUGGACCCCUGUGGGGAGGCCUUGUACAAGGAGCUGCGGGUUGGAAAACAUUGA